Molecule: messenger RNA, 1642 nt
Organism: Theobroma umbraticum
Lineage: Eukaryota; Viridiplantae; Streptophyta; Magnoliopsida; Malvales; Malvaceae
Gene: GPDHP
Product: NAD-dependent glycerol-3-phosphate dehydrogenase family protein
Biological process (GO): carbohydrate metabolic process; glycerol-3-phosphate catabolic process
Cellular component (GO): cytosol
Molecular function (GO): protein homodimerization activity; glycerol-3-phosphate dehydrogenase [NAD(P)+] activity; NAD binding
Source: RefSeq, a predicted model, not a curated record
CGUGACCUAUGGUCCUGCUUCGCUCACCCUCUGUGUCGAACCUUAGUUAACAGGUUGUGACAACUCAAUGUGUCAUAGAAUGAGAGAAACAGGAAAAGAAUAAGCUUGGGGUUUCUUAGAGGAACCGUACAGAACAAAGUGAGGGAAGAAACAUAGCGUAGAUCGCCGGAUUUAACGAAUGAAAACAUAAAAGAUAACACUCCCUCAUAGUUUCUCACGAAAACGUGUCUGUCAUCUCCGCCCCCAUGCGCUUUCCUUUCCCCUUAUAUUAUUCUCCAUCUUCUCUUCUCUCUAACUUCUCUUCCUCUCCUUAUUCCUUCUUUUCCUCGUUGCCACUCAUCUUUGCCUCCUCUCAUUUCUCUCCAUUUCAUUCCAUUUCUUUACCUGUUUCCAUGGCUCCUGCCUUUGAGCAAGUCCCAGUCCCACAGGAGGGUGAAACUGCAACUCCCCAUAACACUGACACUGGGAACAAUGUUGGUAAUGAUGGUCAAGGUGGUUUUAAAUCAAGGGUCACGGUGGUCGGAAGUGGCAAUUGGGGUAGUGUUGCUGCGAAGCUCAUUGCUUCUAACACUCUCAAGCUCAACUCUUUUCAUGAUGAAGUGAGGAUGUGGGUAUUUGAGGAGACAUUGCCAAGUGGUGGGAAGCUUACAGAUGUCAUUAACCGAAGUAAUGAGAAUGCUAAAUAUCUCCCUGGUAUUAAGCUAGGUAAAAAUGUCAUUGCAGAUCCAGACCUCGACAAUGCAGUUAAAGAUGCAAACAUGUUGGUUUUUGUGACCCCCCAUCAAUUUAUGGAGGGUAUAUGCAAGAGGCUUGUUGGUAAAGUGAGGGGAGAUGUGGAGGCUAUUUCCCUUAUUAAAGGGAUGGAGGUCAAGAUGGAAGGCCCUUGCAUGAUCUCCACUCUUAUUUCUGAGCAGCUUGGCAUCAAUUGUUCUGUUUUGAUGGGGGCAAACAUUGCAAAUGAGAUUGCUGUGGAGAAGUUCAGUGAAGCAACAGUUGGGUACAGAGACAACAGAGAGAUUGCAGAACAAUGGGUUCAAUUAUUCAGCACCCCUUAUUUCGUGGUCACUCCUGUUCAGGAUGUGGAAGGGGUUGAGCUAUGUGGGACUUUGAAGAACGUUGUGGCCAUAGCAGCUGGUUUUGUGGAUGGACUUGACAUGGGAAAUAACACAAAGGCUGCAAUAAUGAGAAUUGGUCUGAGAGAGAUGAGAGCUUUCUCCAAGCUGUUAUUUUCAUCUGUUAGGGAUAGUACCUUCUUUGAAAGCUGUGGAGUUGCUGAUGUCAUCACAACAUGCUUGGGGGGAAGAAACAGAAAAGUUGCUGAGGCAUUUGCUCAAAAUGGAGGAAAAAGAUCUUUUGAUGAGCUUGAAGCUGAGAUGUUGCAGGGCCAGAAAUUACAGGGUGUAUCCACGGCAAAAGAGGUCUAUGAAGUUUUAAGCCACCGUGGAUGGCUAGAGUUGUUUCCUUUAUUUGCAACAGUGCAUGAGAUCUGCAUCGGUCGUCUUCCACCAUCAGCCAUAGUUGAAUACAGUGAGAAGAAACCAAGGUUGUCCCUAUUAGAGGACUCUGCUCGUUACCAUUGACUUAUCCAUGGAUAAAAGUAACUUACAUUUCAGUUCACAGAAGUAGCUUUCUUCAGUUGCUU